Molecule: messenger RNA, 1092 nt
Organism: Drosophila takahashii
Lineage: Eukaryota; Metazoa; Arthropoda; Insecta; Diptera; Drosophilidae
Product: 1,5-anhydro-D-fructose reductase
Cellular component (GO): cytosol
Molecular function (GO): aldose reductase (NADPH) activity
Source: RefSeq, a predicted model, not a curated record
UUGGCCACACUUAUUUUAACCGGCUAAUAAUUUUUCCCCCAAUCUUUAUUAAUUUAUUCUUAAUUUGAACGUUAAAAAUGAAGCUUGCUCCGACUGUAAAACUGAACAAUGGCUACGAAAUGCCUGUUCUGGGUCUGGGAACCUACAAUUCCAAGGACAAUGAAGGCGAGGCCGCCGUAAAGCACGCGAUCGAUGUGGGCUAUCGUCAUAUAGACACGGCCUAUUUCUACCAAAACGAAGCCGAGGUUGGCAAGGCGAUUCGCGAUAAAAUUGCAGAGGGAGUGGUCAAGCGGGAGGACAUUUUCCUUGUUACCAAGCUCUGGAAUGUUUUCCACGAUCCUGAACGCGUUGAGGCCAUUUGCCGCAAGCAGUUGAGCAACUUUGGUUUGGACUACAUCGACCUGUACCUGAUGCACAUGCCAGUGGGCUACAAAUACGUUGACGAGAACACCCUCAUGCCUAAGAAUGAGGAGGAUGUGCUCCAGCUGAGCGAUGUCGACUAUCUGGAUACCUACAAGGCCAUGGAAAAGCUGGUGAAACUGGGACUGGUCCGCAGUAUCGGAGUGUCAAACUUCAAUAGCGAGCAGCUGGGACGCGUCUUGGCUAACUGUGAGAUCAAGCCGGUCACCAACCAGGUGGAGUGCUCUCCUGCCCUCAAUCAGAAGGCUUUGACUGCCUUUUGCAAGAAGAACGACGUUACUUUGACGGGCUACACGCCUUUGGGAAAGCCGAAGCCCGAUAUUCAGAAGCCCGACUUUAUCUACUCGCCGGAUGUGGCCGUUAUUGCCAAGAAGUACGGCAAGACUGCCCCGCAGAUUGUCCUGCGCUAUCUGGUUGGCCUCGGCGUAAUCCCCAUUCCCAAGUCAUCGAAUACUAACCGAAUUUCCGAAAACUUUGAUAUCUUCGAUUUUGAACUGACCGCCGAGGAAAUGAGCGUUCUCGAUGGCUUUCACACUGGCGAGCGUGUUGUUCCAUUGAACUUGAUCAAGGGCCUUAACCACAAGUACUAUCCGUUUGCAAUUGAGUUCUAAACCAGGGGCAGGCAGAAUGUCAGAAUACAAAAAUAUAUAAUAAAUUUGUUACGCUAAUGUA